Messenger RNA from Arabidopsis lyrata subsp. lyrata, 597 nucleotides. RefSeq lists its product as uncharacterized. The transcript has a single exon. The record is from RefSeq and is a predicted model, not a curated record. Lineage: Eukaryota; Viridiplantae; Streptophyta; Magnoliopsida; Brassicales; Brassicaceae. Gene Ontology annotation, molecular function: zinc ion binding. The coding region runs from base 1 to 597 and encodes 198 amino acids.
AUGGAGAGGCUGCAAUUGGAGAUGAAGAAGAUUGUAAACUGUAAGGCAUGGCCUGCUGGUCCAGGUGAGUAUGAGGUUAAGGAGAAGAAAUCAUCAUUCCAGUUAUACUUGGGAAAGCAUUCUUGCAGUUGCAGGAAGUGGGACAUGUCAGGCAUUCCUUGCCGUCAUGCUUUGAUGGUGAUUACAGACAAGAAAUUGAAUCCGGAAAACUACAUUUCAUCUUGGUAUUUGACUUCUAGGUGGAGAAAUGAGUACAAUGCAUAUAUAGAUGCGGUAAGAGGCUGCAACUUCUGGAGGAAAUCCGGUGAGACUGAGCUUUUGUUACCACCAAAACCAGAAGGUAGAAAGAGAAUCCCAAAAAGAAUCAAGGAGAGGAAUGAAUCACCACAGAAGAAGAAGAGCAAAGGCAAAGAGAAGGAGCUUAAACUUUCUAGAAAGAAGAGAAUAAUUCAUUGUGGAAUAUGUGGUGGAGAAGGGCAUAACACAAGGAAGUGCCAAUUCUUUGGACCUGCUCCUUAUAGACGUCCAAAGAAGGUUACAGAGAGUGCAACAGUUGGAUCAUCAAGUCAGCCAACACAAAGCCAAGUCAUUGACUAA